UAGCAAAUACACUCUUCCAAAUUCUGUUGCCUUUUUCCCUACACUUUGAUUCUAUAAUCCCUCAAAGGCUCAAACUACGGAUUCCAUAAAUUCCCCCGCGUUUUUCUGCUCGACGUUCCCGUCUGAAGAACGCUUUUUCCCUUAUUCCCUUUCCCUUUUUCUCUCUCGUUCCGUUCCAUUCCGUUCUUCAGAACAAACGCUGCGGAAAUGGGGAGUGGGAAGACCAGAUGGAAGCUCUCAUUUCACAGGUCGACGUUUCUAAGGAAGCAUCUAACAAUACCCACUGAGUUCUUGUGUCCAAUCUCCCGUUCUUUAAUGGCGGACCCUGUUAUCGUCUCCUCCGGCCAUACCUUCGAGCGCCACUGCGUUAAUGCCUGCAAGUCUCUGUCUUUUACGCCGGUUUUGCACGAUGGGUCGUCGCCGGAUUUCUCCGCCGUCAUCCCGAAUUUGGCGCUCAGGUCUGCCAUUCUCAACUGGUGCGACUCUUCUCUUCUGGAAUCUCCGACGCCUAUUGAUUUUCUGUCCGCUGAGAAGCUCGUGCGAGGGUUAAUGGAUUCUCAGAACCGUAAAUCACGGACGACGGAGAAACAGGCUCAGCGGCGGCGUUGUGAUGGGAGCGAUUGCGAGGUUUUGAAGGAGUUUAGUGAGUCGCAGACGACGAGUUCUGAGGAAUCAUCGGUGGCCCCCGGCGCUGGCUCCGCCAGCGGGCCCACUACUCCGCUGCCGCUGACGACGCGGCCGGCCUGUUACUCGUCGUCUUCUUCGUCGUGUGAUUUGGAAGCUCUGCACGCGAAUUCUCUGGACGAGGAUGAGAUUGUAGCGAAGCUCAAGAGCUCGCUCGUGUUUGAGCAGGAGGAAUCGGUUAUCUCGCUCCGGAAGCUGACCCGAACCCGGGAGGAGACGCGGGUGCAGCUUUGCACGCCCCGAAUACUCGCCGCUCUCCGCCCGCUCAUCGUCUCCAGAUACGCCGCCGUCCAGGUGAACGCCGCGGCGGCGCUGGUGAAUCUGUCGUUGGAGAAUCGGAACAAAGUGAAAAUCGUGCGCUCCGGAAUCGUUCCGCCGCUGAUCAACGUGCUGAAGGGCGGUUCCCCGGAAUCGCAGGACCACGCCGCCGGCGCGCUCUUCAGCCUAGCCCUAGACGAUCAGAACAAGACGGCAAUCGGCGUUCUCGGAGCUCUCCCUCCGCUUCUCCACUCUCUACGCUCAGAAUCCGAACGGACCCGACACGACGCCGUUCUCGCGCUCUAUCAUCUCUCUCUAGUCCAAAGCAAUAGGGCUAAACUCGUGAAACUCGGCUCCGUCCAAGCCCUAAUUUCCAUGGUGAAAUCCGGCCAUAUGACACCUCGCAUUCUCCUCGUUCUCUGCAAUCUCGCCGCCAGUCCGGAAGGCCGCGCAGCCAUGCUCGACGGCGGCGCCGUGGAGUGCUUCGUCAGUAUGCUAAAAAGAGAGGAUUUUGAUUCAAGCUCCACUAGAGAGAGCUGCGUUACUGCACUGUAUGGCCUCAGCCAUGGCGGCUUGAGAUUCAAGGGGCUGGCAAAGGAAGCUGGAGCAGAGGAAAUGCUGAUGAAGGUGGAAGCAAAUGGCAGUGAACGGUCCAGGGACAAGGCCAGGAGGAUACUGGAAGUGUUGAGACAGAAGGAUGAAGAAGAUGAAGAAGUGGACUGGGAAGAACUGCUCAACUCUGAAGAUGAUGAUAAACCCAGUUCUUGAUUCCAUGGCAAGUUCAGUUUGGUUAUGGUUUUGUAUAUCUGCUUCAAAUUUGGUUCUUUCUGGGGGGAAUUGGGUUGUAAUUAUCUUCAAGUUUUUUGCUUGCUGCAUAGCUGCUGAUAGAGUGGUAAUGGCUUCCAGGUUUUGGUUAUCUCAGCCAUUGGAGUAAAUAAUAUUUUGCUGAAGCUGUAAAUAAAGAUUGUUUUGGGGGGGAUUUGGGGACAGAAUUUUAUUGGAUUUAUAUGGAAAGAAUCCUUUUUGAUUA
Molecule: messenger RNA, 1972 nt
Organism: Ipomoea nil (Japanese morning glory)
Lineage: Eukaryota; Viridiplantae; Streptophyta; Magnoliopsida; Solanales; Convolvulaceae
Product: U-box domain-containing protein 40-like
Exons: 1
Coding region: 208-1710 (500 amino acids)
Biological process (GO): protein ubiquitination
Cellular component (GO): cytoplasm; nucleus
Molecular function (GO): ubiquitin-protein transferase activity; protein binding
Source: RefSeq, a predicted model, not a curated record